This is a messenger RNA of Helianthus annuus (common sunflower), 896 nucleotides long. RefSeq names its product L10-interacting MYB domain-containing protein-like. Bases 1 to 849 code for a protein of 282 amino acids. Lineage: Eukaryota; Viridiplantae; Streptophyta; Magnoliopsida; Asterales; Asteraceae. The record is from RefSeq and is a predicted model, not a curated record. The transcript is spliced from 3 exons.
AUGGCCAGAAAUGGCACAAAAAAGGGUAGGAUUAGUUGGAAGCAAGAGAGUGUUGACAAAACAUUUCUUGAAGCAUGUAUUGUAGAAGUAACACUCCAUGGCCGUGAAGGAAGCAGCCUUAAACAAAGCUCAUGGAAGAAAGUGGCGGAAAAGUUGAAAACCGAACACAAUUUCAUAGCGGAUCAAAAACAAAUGAAGAACCGCUAUGAUUAUCUAAAAUCAAAAUUUGCUGCUUGGUCAAAGCUUAAGAACAAAACUGGCAACGUUUAUAAUCCUGUAACAAACACCUUUAACUUGUCAGAAGAAGAAUGGCAACUAGAGAUAAAGUCAAACAAAUACGUAGAAGCUUUGAGAAGCGUGCCACUUUCUUUCCCCGAGCUUUGUGUUCAACUGUUUGAGGGAUGUACUUCGAACGACUUUGACAGUUGGGGGCCAUCUUCUACACUUCCUCAUCCUUCUGAGGAAAUGUUUGACCACAAUUUAAAUGGUAUUGAGGAUAUUGAGUGCGGUCAAAUGGAACCCCCAACUCAAGGUUUUACUGAGGAGGCAUCCGGUCGCUCUAAAAAAAGGAAGAAACGAAAAGAUAAGGCAACAAUAGAUGAAGUUGGGGACUGCAUUACUAUGGUGGCAAAGACUUUGAUAGAGAAACAUAAUCUUUCUAAUGAUAUUGAUGUAUGCAUGGAGAAGUUGGAGACAAUGGGAUGGGGAGAGUUAGAUGUGAAAUAUCAAACAGCACUUUUGCUUUUUGGUGAAAGUGCGGAUAUUAGGAAAGUGUGGUUACGACUUCAGCCGCAAAGUUGUGAGCUAUGGGUCAAGAAUGCUGGAGCAAAGUAUGGAUUGAUCGGAUAGGGUUUUGUGGGUGUCAUGUUAUGGAUGUUUUAUGCAUAGGGUUUUGU